Rhagoletis zephyria (snowberry fruit fly) is the source of this 822-nucleotide messenger RNA. Its product is annotated as retinal dehydrogenase 1-like. Lineage: Eukaryota; Metazoa; Arthropoda; Insecta; Diptera; Tephritidae. Gene Ontology annotation, molecular function: oxidoreductase activity. The record is from RefSeq and is a predicted model, not a curated record.
AUGGUCAACGUCAAGUACACAAAAAUCUUCAUCAACAACGAAUGGGUCGAUUCGGUGAGCGGCAAGACCUUCCCCGUGAUCAAUCCCACUACCGAGGAAAAGUAUGCCGACAUUGCCGAGGGUGACAAGGCUGACGCCGACAAGGCCGUGGCCGCUGCCGUGGCCGCUUUCCGUCUGAACUCUCCCUGGCGCAAACUGGACCCUUCUGCCCGAGGUCGACUGCUGAACAAGCUGGCUGACUUGCUGGAGCGAGACAUCGAAGAGUUGGCAGCUCUGGGCUCGCUAGAGAGCGGCAAACUGGUGCAUACGUCCACCUUUGAAGUGCAAGCUUCGGUGGCGGCGUUGCGCUACGUUUCCGGUUGGGCGGACAAAAUUCACGGCAAGACUAUUCCAGCAGAUGGGGGCGUCACCAGCUUUACCCGCAUCGAGCCAGUUGGCGUCUGUCUAGCAAUUUGCCCAUUUAAUUUCCCGCUCCUUUUAACCUUCUGGAAGAUCGGGCCCGCACUGGCCUGCGGAAACGUGUGCAUCGUCAAGCCUUCAGAGAAGACACCGGUGACCGCGCUUUACCUCGCCUCACUCGUUGCUGAAGCUGGUUUUCCGCCUGGCGUACUCAACGUCGUUCCUGGAUACGGGCACACGGCGGGCGCCGCCCUGGUGGAGCACCCUCAGGUGAACAAAAUCUCCUUUACUGGCUCUACGGCGACUGGAAAACUAAUUGCAAAAAAGGCCAGUGCCACACUGAAACGCGUUUCACUGGAGCUGGGAGGAAAGAGCCCCCUCGUAGUGACGCCCAACUUUGACGUGCAGACGGCGGCGGCGAUC